This is a messenger RNA of Alternaria ethzedia, 381 nucleotides long. RefSeq lists its product as uncharacterized. The transcript has 3 exons. Bases 1 to 381 code for a protein of 126 amino acids. The record is from RefSeq and is a predicted model, not a curated record. NCBI's taxonomy places the organism in Eukaryota, Fungi, Ascomycota, Dothideomycetes, Pleosporales, Pleosporaceae.
AUGUCCACAAGAAAGAGGAAGAACCAGGAAGAGGAGCUUGUCGCUCUCCCAAGUGAUGAGAGCGAAGAGGAAGAAGAAUAUGACGAGUCUGACGGAUCAAACUUCAAUUCAGACGAUUCCGACGCCGAAGAGCCUCCACCAAAGAAGAAGACCAAGCGCACCAAGCCCAAAGAUGAUGAGGAUGAUGAAGAGGAGGAGGAAGACGACGUGAGCGACGACGAUGACGACGACGCCGCGGGGCCCGAGGAAGACGACGACGAGGAUGAAGACGCCAACCCGAAAGGCAAGAAGCCAGCCGGUGCGGAGAAGGAUCGGAAGGUCAAGACCACAGGCAAAGCUGACCCUGUACCUGUUGUCGAUGAUGACGACGAUGACGAGUAG